AUGAAAUCACCGGUCGCACGGUCACCGGUGUUGGAAGAUAUGGAAAGGUCUUCUACAUCGAGCUUGACGGUGAAGGCAAAUUUCCUGUACUUCAUUUCGGGAUGGAAUGCUCCAAGUCAAUUAGCCACCUACUACAGGAAGACACCUAGAAAAGCUUCCUCAGAUUGGCCACCGAAGUUCAUGAAGUUUGUCAUUCAUAUCAGUGACGUGGAGACCGGAGAUAUCACACAAUUGGCAUUCCUAGACGCACGACGACUCGGCCGGAUCCGACUCUGUACUUCCCCGCUUACAGAGCCCCCAAUCUCUACACUUGGUUUCGAUCCUAUACUCUCAAUGCCAAAUAUUGAAGAGUUUAGGAAGGGUGUGCUCAAACGGUCAUGUCCCAUCAAAGCAUUACUCUUGGACCAAUCGUUCAGUGCGGGCGUCGGAAAUUGGGUUGCUGACGAAGUUCUAUAUCAUGCCAGAGUACACCCAGAACAACGCUGCAAGACUCUGUCGCUUCCUCAGCUUCACGCUCUAUACGAGCAAACGUCGAGAAUUUGUCAGAUCGCAGUCGAAGCUAAUGCAGAUGACUCCAAGUUUCCCGAAGACUGGUUGUUCAAGCAUCGCUGGGGGAAGGGCAAGAAGCAAAAACAUACGAUGAAGUUGCCCGAUGGAAAUCCGGCAACAAUAAAGUGGAUUACAGUUGGGGGCCGGACUUCUGCAUAUGUCGCUGAGCUCCAACGACUACCUACCCGUGGCGAGGCUGGUGCUGUCGUGACUGAAGAGAAAGAUGUUGGUGGAGAGAGUGACUUGACGCCUCUGUCUGACGAAGAGCUGGACGCCGCUACACCCCCAACCCGGAAGCGCAAGAAAUCGAAAGCGUCGCUGACACGUCUCUCGCGUGCGAAACGGAGCAAAACUGCCACCGAGAUCACUGGACAGUGGACGUUUGAACACAUACAUACAUCCAGACCAUGA
Messenger RNA from Sparassis crispa, 960 nucleotides. RefSeq lists its product as hypothetical. The record is from RefSeq and is a predicted model, not a curated record. Gene Ontology annotation, biological process: base-excision repair. The transcript has 9 exons. Gene Ontology annotation, molecular function: DNA-(apurinic or apyrimidinic site) endonuclease activity; damaged DNA binding; zinc ion binding. Lineage: Eukaryota; Fungi; Basidiomycota; Agaricomycetes; Polyporales; Sparassidaceae. The coding region runs from base 1 to 960 and encodes 319 amino acids. Gene Ontology annotation, cellular component: nucleus.